AUGCUAAAAAUGUCCGCAAAAGGGAAUGCCAGUCAUUUCCACUGUACCCCCUGCACACAGCAGAAGAAGUACAGCCACGUUGCCUGUUUCUGGGAAAAACAACCCUCAGGCUGUGUGAGAAUCAAUUGUGCUUUCCAUCAUAGCAAACCUCGAAAUAUAAAUGGACUUUUUCUGCCACCUAGUACUAAGAUUGUGUUUCUGAAAAUUUGGAUAGAAAAAAAUGUCUGCAAGCUGAAAAUGGGUAAUCCAGUGUUUAGCAUUGCUAAAUUCACCAAAGAUGUGCCAUUGCUACAGGGUAGCCAAGAAAGGACUGUGCAUCCAGCCCAUCAUCAAGAAUCCCUCCGAAAUCAAGAGAAUAUUUUCCUACCAGUUCAUGCUCCACUGAUUAUAAGCCUCAAGAAAGAAGAGGAAGAUGAAGAGGACGAUGAAGAUAUAGAGAACUAUGUUUCCAACUGGGUGCCUAAGACUGCUGCAGAAAUUGAAGAGGAAAGAGCCAUAAAGGAAAUAUGCUAUAAAACUGGAGAGUAUUACAGGAUCCAGUCCCCUCAGGAACACCAAUCAGCACAAACUGUGUCUUCACCUCAGGAAAAGGAGAAAUUACACUCGGAAACUACCAAGCGAGACUUGCAGAAAGGUGAUGGUAGUAGAAUCCCCAGAACAUUUAUUAAUACAAAAAGAGAAGGAGAGAUUUCAGGAAGGAGAAUACCAGCCGAGCGUAUUCCCAGAAGAGAUCGUCGAUCCUUUGACAAUGGAGGUAAAUAUACUUCAGCUUCAGCAGCUCGGGCUCAGAAGUUGUCACCCUGCGCUUUGGAGUCUGUAUCCAUUGGGUUCCCAUGUAGAUGUUACACUUUGACUUUGGAAAAGGGAUUUCACACUUCUGACCCCAAAAGAAAACAAACUUACCAAUCAAGGGGUCAGAGGAAGGAUGAUGAAACUGCUUCUUAUGUUCCUCGUGGGAGAGCAGCUGGAAGAAAGACUUAUUGUGAUUCUUCAGAACCUCAAAGAUCAACAUAUGUUUUCUACCGCACUGUCAAUGUCAAACAAGAACCAAAGUUCAAUGGAUCUACAGACAAAUACACUUCAGGAUCUUACAAUGCACCAACUUGGAGGAAAGGAAAUCCACGUGCAAAAAUGCUCCCUAAAUUUGAAACAACCGUUGAGGUAACUGAUAAGACAUUUUUACCAUUAAUUCUUUUUCACAAAAGCAACAGGCCUCUCCCCACCUAGAAGAUGUAAAAUUGCUCUUAAAGCUUUUGCAGCCAAAACCCACAAGGUUCUAAGCAAUGUUGAGUCAUCUGAAAGAGCAGGGAAGAGUUUCGCUUGUUUGCAAACAUGUAAUUUGGACUAACCCGUGAUGUUAAAUGUUUUACAAUAUUAUUGAUAGGAAAGCCAAAUACGUACCUGCCUUCAAAGUGAGGAGCUACAACAAGUGGGUUUUGGCUCGUAGCUCUGGACAAAGCACAGCAGAGACCAUAGGAGUGUGAUCUGUUUGUCUGUGUGAUUGCUCGUGAAGUGUCUGCAACAGCUGAACCAAGAUCAGCCGAGGUCCAAAUUCAUAAAAGGACUCGGGCUACAAAACAUUCCCCAGAUGCCCUAAGGA
Messenger RNA from Columba livia (rock pigeon), 1600 nucleotides. RefSeq lists its product as uncharacterized. NCBI's taxonomy places the organism in Eukaryota, Metazoa, Chordata, Aves, Columbiformes, Columbidae. The coding region runs from base 1 to 1227 and encodes 408 amino acids. The record is from RefSeq and is a predicted model, not a curated record. The transcript is spliced from 10 exons.